Messenger RNA from Nerophis lumbriciformis (worm pipefish), 3477 nucleotides. The record is from RefSeq and is a predicted model, not a curated record. Lineage: Eukaryota; Metazoa; Chordata; Actinopteri; Syngnathiformes; Syngnathidae.
AUGGCACUACUUUUACUUCUAGCUGCCAUAGCUGGACUAUCUGACGCCCAGACUGACUGCUCGCGAGGAGCUUGUUACCCACGUAGCAGCGACCUACUUGUGGGUCGGGCUGAUCAGCUCCAUGCCUCAUCAACAUGCGGGCUGACAGACGCCGAAGUGUACUGCACACCUUACCAACUGGGGAGGAUGAAGUGCUGUCCAUGUGACUCCAGAAACCCAGAUGGGCCAUUGGCCCACACUAUGAAGGAAGUACUCUCAACUGCUGGGCCAGAAAGAUGGUGGCAGUCCAUCAAAGAGUUGGCUCCAGUAACAUUUCAAUUGGACCUGAACAAUCUCUUCAAGCUUGACAACCUGAUCCUUCACUUCAAGGGGCCUCGUCCCAAUGCCUUGGUUGUAGAGAAGUCAAUGGAUAAUGGCAGAACAUGGCAACCUGCCCUCUACCUAGCUACAGACUGCCAGAGAUCAUUUCCAGGAGUCUCUACAGCUACUCCCCUUUCAUUGGACCAGAUAUAUUGUAAUACUCUGCCCCCUACUGGAGCCAAUCCAUUCCAAGAUCAUAUGAUCGAGUUCAGUCCAUCGCAGCAAUAUUCUUAUGUUCCAGAUCCCAGUAGCCCAAAGAUGAAAGAUGUGACUGGCUUGACGGGUUUGAGGGUAACCCUGGCUGAGUUGGGCGAUGUGCCACGACAACCAGGCAGAGCGCUCAGUAGGUUUUUUGCCUUGAAAGAGAUGAAAGUGAUGGGAAGUUGCAUGUGUCACGGACAUGCCAGUCACUGUUUACUGGAGGCCGUCAACAAGGUGAGCCCACAGUGUGACUGUCAGCAUAACACUGCUGGUGUGAACUGUGAGCGCUGUGAUGAUCUCUACAAUGAUCUACCCUGGAGACCUGCGGAGGAGGGCGCCACUCACACCUGCCAACGUUGUGAGUGUAACGAGCAUGCCCAGAGCUGUCAUUUUGACCCAGCUGUGUAUGAAGCCAGUGGUCGAAGGAGUGGAGGUGUGUGUGACGGAUGUUUGCACCACACUAUGGGACCAAAGUGUGACCAGUGUGUCCCCGGAUACCAGCUGAAUCCUAACAGUCAGAUUGAUCGUCCAGAUGCUUGUAUACGUUGUGUUUGCAGUGCUGAAGGAACAGUGAAUGGGGGACGAUGUGAUGACAACACAGGCUUAUGUCAGUGUAAAGUGAAUGUGGAAGGCCCACGCUGCGAUCAGUGCAAAAGAGGCUAUUAUGGGCUUUCUGCGUCCAAUCCUAUGGGUUGCUCGAAGUGUUCCUGUUCUCCAGAAGGAUCAUUUUCAGAUAUUUGUGAUUCAGUGACUGGUCAGUGUCCUUGUCGGCCACACUUCCACGGCCAGAAUUGUGAAGCGUGUGCUAGAGGCUACUGGAAACCUCCACAGUUACAGCGCUGUGAACUUUGCAGCUGUGACCCAACCAAGUCCCUCAGCGAUACUUGCGACCAGUUGACAGGUCAGUGCCAGUGCAGACCUGGCUUUGGAGGCCGAACAUGUACUGAUUGCUCAGACAACAUGUACGGAGACCCUCUCAUUGGCUGCAAGCCUUGUCUCUGUGACCCUGAAGGCACACAAGUUUGUGACAAACAGACAGGAAGCUGUUUGUGUCGCCCAGGCAUCACAGGGGCUAGAUGUGACUCAUGCAGUAGAGGACACUGCGAGUCUUUCCCUGCUUGCAAAGCGUGUCCUUCUUGCUUCUUCUCCUUGGAUACACGACGACAAGGCCUCAGUUCAGCCAUGCAGAGAUUCAUCCCCCAAAUCCCAUCUCGUCCUGGAGGUUCUGGUGACCUUGGAAAUUUGGAGCCUCGCAUCCGAGACCUGGAGCAUCGCCUUAAUUCGAUUCAGAACUCGGUCUCCCUUCCUCCAAGUUCUGCACAGAAGAUUGAUGAUGCUCAGUCCAAACUCGACAAAUUAAGGGACCAAGUGGAUAAGGUAGACAAUGACCUCAAUCCUCUGACACAAAAACCUGAUAUGAACAAGGAGCUUGACAAACUUCAGGACUUGUUGGGCAACCUAAGCGGAGACUACAAUGUCAAGAAAGACGCCAUGAAAAACACAAUUAAUCCCAACAAUGCAGGAGAUUUCUCUACCAUCAAAAAUGCCUAUGACGAGUCUACAGAUGCAGCCAAGAAAGUAAAUACCAGCACAAACACAGUAAAGGAGUCAGCUGAUCUCAGAGAAGAUAUUUUAGAUUUCCAGGAAAAAGAAUAUCCAAACAACACUAGGGAUCUCAAAAAACUAAAUCAGAACAUGGCAUCCCGCCCAGACCUCACUCCUGCUGCAAAAAAGGUCUGUGGCAGUGUUCGGUCUAAACCCUGUACCCCGCUCAUGUGUGAGGGUGAUGACUUGUGUCCACCAGAGGGAUCAUUGCCCUGUGAGAAGGGAUCAAAAUGUGUUGGUGCCUUGCCUUUGGGCAAGAGGGCAGAUGCUGACGUGAAGGAUGUGAAAGAUCGUUUGGAAAAUCUCAGCAACAAGAUUACGGAGGCUGCAGAAAAGCUUCAAGACACACAAGACGACACCAAUGACAUACGAGAGUCAACUGAGGAUCUGUCCAACAAGAUAAGGCAGACCAAAGGCGACCUAGAAGAUGACUUGAAAGAGGCACAGGAUGUUGUAAAGGAGCUCAAAGACUUCCUGUCAGAUCCAUCAUCCAACCUGACCCACAUUCAAGAUGUGAGUGACUGGAUCCUGAAAUCCAAAAUGCCUUUGACCCCUGCUUCAUUAAAGAAGAAGCUGGAUGAGCUGAAAAAUCUCGCCAAAAACCUACCAGACAGUACAUCCAUUUUAAAUGAGUCAGCACCACCGUUGGAUGCGGCCAGAAAACUGUUGCAGGAGGCCGAAGAUACCAGGGACACGGCACAAGGGGUGAAGGAUGAUGUGGAUGAACUACUGGCAGGUUUUGACACAGUAGAAGAAUCCCUCUCUGACAUGGAGGACAAACUGCAGGACAGCAUGGAUUCCAUAGACGACUUGAACAGAACACUUACUGAGGCCAAAAAUCAAUUGAACCCAGCAGAGAAAACUCUGGAUGAUGUAUCAAAAAUUAUUGAUCCAAUUAAACCCAAACUGGAUGAGCUCAAAGACUUGCUCCAGAAUGGAGUCCAACAGGCUGAGGAUACACAAGAUACUGCAACUGAAGCUGAGGAAGAAGCUAUUGCUGCUAAUAAGGACCUGCCGUUAGUGCAGGAGCAGUUUGAUCGUCUCAAAGACAAGGCUGCUUCUGGACCGCCUCCUGGAACAGAGGGACCAGGGGCCGAAAAGCUUGAAAAGCUAAAGAAGGAUGCUGGGACCCUGACCAAUAAUACUGAAAGCAUGUUGAAUACAUUGGAAGGAAAAGCAGAUUCAUUGAAAAAGUUGCAGGAUGAGAUUCUUCAAAAGUCCUCAAAGCUUGAGGGACUUGAUGCCAAGCUUAAAGACCUUGUGGCAAAACUUCAAAAGAAAGCCCAUGAUUUGAGUGUAUGCCAGGGCUGA